Protopolystoma xenopodis is the source of this 273-nucleotide messenger RNA. The record is from the annotation of a GenBank genome assembly. NCBI's taxonomy places the organism in Eukaryota, Metazoa, Platyhelminthes, Monogenea, Polystomatidea, Polystomatidae.
AUGGCCUCCCUUUUUGAUCUGCGAGGCCACCUUGAAUCUUGUUUACGUCAAGACUUGACAAUGAGUCAAACGCCGAGUGCUCAGGCCUUCAGACAGCCACCUCUGGUCUUCACGGGUGCUGUUUUAUUCCAAACUAGGAAUCGCCUCGGCUCCGCCGUUCAUCCGCACUGCAGGCGGACACUGCUACCGGUGCUGGCCAAUCGUAGGCCAGGAACUAGCAAGAUGUCCUGCUUGAAUGCCCUCAGACAUGGACACUUUGUGCAUUCGCGAUAA